AUGGAACGUUACCCCUUGACGUCGCAACUCAUUCAGGAGAACAAGAUCCCCGAGUUUGACAACCUCUACGUUGACUUCAACGGCAUUAUCCACAAUUGCUCGCAUCCCAAUGACGGAGACGCGCACUUCCGGCUAUCCGAAGAGCAGAUCUUCACCUCCAUUUUUGCUUAUGUGGAUCACCUUUUCGGCAAGAUCAAGCCCAAGAAGCUGUUCUUCAUGGCGAUAGAUGGCGUAGCCCCGCGUGCGAAGAUGAACCAGCAGCGGAGUCGCCGGUUCCGUACGGCGAAGGAGGCUAAGGAGGUCAAGGAGAAGGCGGAGCGGAAAGGGGAGAAGCUGCCGGAUACGAAGGCAUUCGACAGCAACUGUAUUACACCAGGCACGGAGUUCAUGGCACGGCUGUCCGAACAGCUGCGCUACUUCGUGAACAAGAAGAUCUCGGAGGAUGCGAACUGGCGAGACGUUACCGUCGUGUUGUCAGGACACGACGUUCCAGGCGAAGGUGAACACAAGAUCAUGGAGUACAUUCGGUUGUCGCGUGCGCAGCCCGACUACGACCCCAACGUCCGUCAUUGCUUGUACGGGCUCGAUGCGGAUCUCAUCAUGCUGGGACUACUGAGUCACGACCCGCACUUUUGUCUGCUGCGAGAGGAGGUGAAGUUUGGCCCAGCUUCGAGGAGCAAAGGCAACAAGAGUCUUGAGUCGAUCAACUUCUAUUUGCUGCAUCUCACCCUGAUGCGGGAGUAUCUGGACCUCGAGUUCCACGACAUAGAGCCCAUGCUCCCCUUCGAAUAUAGCCUAGAGCAUGUCAUCGACGAUUUCAUCCUGCUGGCAGUGUUCGUCGGAAACGACUUCUUACCUAACCUGCCCGACCUCCAUAUUCAUGAGAAUGGUCUGGAGAAGCUGUUCGAUGUGUACAAGAAGGUCCUACCAUCCCUAGAUGGGUAUCUGAACGAGAGCGGUGUCAUCAAUACGAAGCGGCUGCAAGUGAUUCUGGACGAGAUGGCCGACUGGGAGCGGGAGGUAUUCGAGAAGGAAUACGCGGAUCUGAACUGGUACAAGGGGAAGCAAGCGAAGCACGUGAAGGAGAUGGAUGCCGCCCGCAAGCGGAACAAGCUAGUUCUGACGAAGAUACAACGACAAGUCUUCGAGCAAGUCAAGGAGUUCAUACUGCAGCACAGGGAUCCUCCGUCCCCAGAGACACGGAGGGCUCGGUUGACAAUGCCGAACAUUUUCCCCGCUCGGGAUCGACUAUUCAUCACUAACCUCGCUGAGGAGCUGCACUUAUACCUGACGUGGGAUGAGUACGACGAGGACGAUCAGAACCUCAUAACAUGGCGCUUCCCCGGCGAGCUAGACGAGCCGCUACCGGAGAACGGGGAGGCCUUGCAACCGGAGGCAGAGGAGGAGGAGGACGCAUGGGAGGACGAGGAUGAUGAAGAGAGCAGGGCGGCCGUCGAUCGCAUCCUGGCCAAGUACGAGAAGGCGAAGGUGAUGGAGGAGGACAAGGACGGGGACUUCGAUGCUCGCUAUGAGAUGUCGAUUCACGACAAAAUGGACGAGUGGAAGCGGAACUACUACAAGGGCAAGCUGGAGAUAGGUUAUGACACCCCGGAGGAAAUGCACGCCCUCAUAUACCGCUAUAUCGAGGGUAUGCAGUGGGUCAUGCACUACUACUACAGCGGAGUAGCGUCGUGGUCUUGGUUCUACAAUUACCAUUAUGCCCCUAGAAUCUCAGACCUCAAGGGCAUUGAUCAGAUGACGUUCAACUUUGACCUGGGAACCCCGUUCCGGCCGUUCGAACAGCUCAUGGGUGUACUUCCCGCGGCCAGUAUGGAGAUGAUCCCGUUGGCGUUCAAGGACCUCAUGACGGACUCCAGCUCGCCGAUCCUUGACUUCUAUCCAGAAGAGUUUGAACAAGAUCUCAACGGGAAGAAGGCAGAGUGGGAGGCGAUCGUCAAAAUACCCUUCAUUGAUGAGAAGCGGCUCCUUGCUGCAAUGCAUUCACGAGAACACCGUCUGACGGACGAAGAGCAGCGUCGUAAUUCCUUUGGAACCAGCACGAUGUUCUCGUACGACGGGGGAGAGCCGACCUACUACCCCUCUUCUUUACCCGGUUUCUUCCCCAACCUGCACCGAUGCUUUUGCAGGAUGGAACCCUUCGACUUGCCGACAUUGGACGGAUUGCACCUUCUGGAAGGUCUUCUGGACGGCGUACACCUCGGCGCGGAUUCCCUCGCAGGCUUCCCGUCGCUUCAGACCCUUCCGCACACCGCGUCCUUGGGCUAUCAUGGCGUCAAUGUGCACGGGUCGGAGAGUCGCAACAAGUCGAUGCUCGUGCACAUCGAGAACCCGCACGAGCAGAGGAAGGCAGAGGACGUCGCCAACGAGAUGAUCGGUCGGCGCACGUUCAUUGGCUGGCCGUUCCUGCAGGAGGGUAUGGUCACCUCGGUGUCGGACUCGUUGUUCAAGUACGAGAAGAUGGCUGUGAUUCCUGGAAAGCCGUUGAAGGUCAUCUCGAACCCGCACUCAGCGCACGGUCUCUCGCUGUGGAAGUCGAAGGCGGAGCAGAAGGAGCAGUUUUAUUCGAAGCGAUGCGGUGUCAUCAUGGGCGACAUCGAUGUCCUUGUACACGUCCGGCCUCUGAAGGGUAUGAAGCGCCUGGACACGGGUGCCUUCGUGAAGGACUACGAGGGCCCUGAGAAAGAGACGGAGCAGCCUGUACAGCUGACUGUAUCGGAAGUCGUGUCCGAAGACCCCCGGUACAUUGAGAAGGAGCCGCCGCCGUUGUCUGAAGAAUUCCCGGAAGGGAGCAAGGUCUUCUUCCUUGGCGAACACGCUUACGGGGUCGCUGCCUCGGUCUCUGCAGCGACCGCAGACACGCUCUCUGUCAUCCUUGCGUUCUUCCCAUCAGAAGAAACAGAGAAUGACAAGUUCACGAGCAUCGUCAACAACCGUAUGUCGAGCAGGUACUUCCCUUCAUUCAAGGCCGGCGAGAUGGUUGGGCUGUCUGGGCGAGCGUUGUCGAAGAUCACGUCGAGCUUCAUGGUCAUCACAAGCGAUAAUCAGAAGAACAACCUCGGGUUGAGUCUCAAGUUUGAGGGGAAGGGCCUGAAGGUCAUCGACUACUCUCGCAAGGAUGGGCGGUACUGGGAAUUCAGCGAGAAGGCUGUGGAUCUGAUCCGGGAGUACAAGGAGAAGUACCCUGAGGUCAUGCGGACGCUGGACCGAGGAGGCGACGCGAUGCUGACCGCACCCGAUGUCUUCCCGGGCGCUGAUGCGGACAGCCGAGUGAAGGAGGUGAAGCAAUGGCUGCACUCGAAGGGCGUCCGCGACUUCGAGCCCGUCUCCCUAUUCUGUGACCAAUUGAAGAAGGACACUGUUAAGGAGAUUGAAGCACUCGCGGACCAGAUCACCUCGACCAAGUCCGCUGGUGCUAUCAAGAAGGCUAUGGUGAAGAAAAUCCCUAGACAGGCUAUCCUGAAGCCCGCACACGCCGUCUACCGGCUGCAGAACCAGCAUUUUGCCCUGGGCGACCGGGUGACGAUGGUACAAGAUUCGGGCAGCGUCCCCCUGUCACUUAAAGGCAUCGUCAUUGGCAUGAAUGCGAAGUCCAUGGAUGUGAUCUGGGAUGCACCGUUCAUGGCGGGGACGACACUCGGAGACAGAUGUUCGCAGUACCGCGGCGCGACGGUGGAGUUCACCUCUUGCUUGAACCUAACGAAUCCGCAGUUCGUGGUAUCGACAAACCCGGAUCAGCCUACGCAGCAGAAGCCGUCGGCACCGUUCAAACCUCGCUUUGGUCCUUAUCCUGCAAUACAGCCUCCGCACGGACAGCAGGCCGUUGCUGGUUUCCGACCUGCGCCUCCCAGCCAAGGCGUUCCCGUGCACAUCAUGACGAACCCCAACCGUGGCCGUGGAGGGUUUAUGAACGGUCGUGGUGGACCGCCGCACGUCACAAAUGGCCGCGGCGGUCAUUCAGGCAUGGCGAAUGGUCGCGGAGGUUCGACUCACGUAGCAUCUAACGGUGCUGGUCGAUCCACUGAUGGUCACCCGUAUGUCAACGGUCGAGGAGGGGCACCUGCAGGAGACCACUCUCUUCCGGAUGAUACCGCCGCGACGCAAGGGCCAGCUGACAACGGUGGCAGGGGUAAAGCGCCGUUUGCGCCUCGAGGAAACUUUGUGCCACCGAGGGGAGCCCCAGCAGGUCCUCCCCGAGGAGGCUUCGUUCAACGUGGCCGCGGUGGCUUUGUUCCGAACGCAAACCGAGGACGAGGAGGGCCGCCGCGCGGAGACUUCCGAGGCGGGUACAGGGGGCGUGGUCGAGGCGCCUCUAACCCCCUUGUUUCGUGAAUGCGUUGAUUCUGGACCAUACAAGUGUAUAUCAUUUUAUCAACCUGCAACUGGGACUUCCGGGACUAUAGUGUUGUAUCUUAGUGUGUAAUUCACCCCUCGCCGUGCAUCGCUAUCCUACCGCUGUUACCCAAUGCCCUCGUUGUCUAUUGUACGUUCAGUGUACAACCCCACCACUCUAAGUACCUGUAUCAAGAUUGUACUGUAUCAUCGACACCACUCACUAUCGUCGAACGACCGCGGUCAUUGUACCGUUGAAACUGGUCAUUGCUCGCAUAGUCAUUACAUUCUCAAUCUCAUUGUAUAAUGAGAUUUAGGUGCAAUCCUAUUGACGCGCCUGUACAAUGAAUAAUCUGU
This is a messenger RNA of Rhodofomes roseus, 4707 nucleotides long. Its product is annotated as exonuclease II. NCBI's taxonomy places the organism in Eukaryota, Fungi, Basidiomycota, Agaricomycetes, Polyporales, Fomitopsidaceae. Gene Ontology annotation, molecular function: 5'-3' RNA exonuclease activity; RNA binding. Gene Ontology annotation, biological process: rRNA catabolic process; nuclear-transcribed mRNA catabolic process. The coding region runs from base 1 to 4350 and encodes 1449 amino acids. The record is from RefSeq and is a predicted model, not a curated record. The transcript has 17 exons. Gene Ontology annotation, cellular component: nucleus.